AUGAAUUCCGUACUUGCCGCUGUUUUUGUCUAUCUCGCUCUCGCUAGCUCUGCCCAUGGUCAACUUGUCGGAACUCAGACCCCUGAAAAACCUCCACCACUCUCGAUCUCUAGCUGUACCAAAGGCGCUGGAUGUACUGAGAAGGUUCGCAGUGUCACUCUUGAUGCUAAUUGGCGUUGGUUCCAUGCUGCCAAUGGCACUCAAAACUGUUAUAAAGGUCAAGACUGGGAUCCGACGCUUUGUAAAACCGGCGCGGAAUGUACUCAGAAUUGUGCAUUGGAUGGAGCUGAUUAUUCUGGAACCUACGGUAUCACUUCCACCGGCUCUGAACUCACUCUUAAAUUCAUCACGCAAGGUCCUUACUCUACCAACGUCGGAUCUCGAGUCUAUCUACUAGACACUGAUGGUACUUAUGGCAUGUUCAAGCUCAAGAAUCAAGAGUUCUCUUUCGACGUCGACGUUUCGAACUUGCCAUGUGGUCUGAAUGGUGCACUCUACUUUACCGAAAUGCCGGCAGAUGGUGGGAUGAAGAAGUUUCCAUCCAACAAGGCUGGAUCGAAAUACGGUACUGGUUAUUGUGAUGCUCAAUGUCCUCAUGACAUCAAGUUCAUUGACGGAAAGGCCAACUUAGAUAACUGGACCCCAUCUAAGACCGACAAAAACACUGGCUUUGGCGCAGUCGGCUCGUGCUGUACCGAGAUGGACGUCUGGGAAGCCAACAGUAUCAGUCAAGCUUUUACUCCUCACACUUGCAAGGGUGAUGGACCAACAAGUUGCACAGGUAAAGACUGUGGUGAUAAUCCCGACAACCGAUACGGUGGUAUCUGUGAUAAGGAUGGAUGUGAUUUUGCAUCCUAUCGACUUGGUGAUCGCGACUUUUACGGACCUAAGAAAACUGUCGAUUCUACCAAGAAAUUCACCGUCGUCACUCAAUUUAUCACUAGUGAUGGAACUGCCAAGGGAGAGCUCUCGGAGAUCCGUCGAUUUUACAUUCAGGAUGGUAAAGUCAUUCAGAACAGUAAGACCAAGCUUCCAGGUCUCAAGAAGGAAUUUGACUCUAUCACCGGCGAGUUCUGUAAGGCCUACAAGGGUAUCUUUGGUGACAAAGAUGAUUUCACGCUUAAGGGUGGGAUGAAGACAAUGAGUGACAGUAUGGAUCGAGGAAUGGUCUUGGUUAUGAGUAUCUGGGAUGAUCAAAUGGCAUCCAUGGAAUGGCUCGACGCCAGCUACCCCCCAGGAAAGAAUGAGAGCACUCCAGGUAUCGCUCGUGGUACUUGUAAUGGUACUUCCGGUGACCCUCAAUUCGUACAAGCCAACUCCCCGAACGCCUCUGUUCAGUUUUCAAACAUUCGAAUCGGUGACAUCGGAUCGACAAACGCUACGUCCAACUCCUCGGCUGGCGGUGACUCUUCACAAGGAACGCAGAACAUGCAAAACAUGCAGAACAUGCCGACCACUCGUCUUCGUUUCUGA
This is a messenger RNA of Melampsora larici-populina 98AG31, 1473 nucleotides long. RefSeq names its product family 7 glycoside hydrolase (gene MlpCel7A1.1). NCBI's taxonomy places the organism in Eukaryota, Fungi, Basidiomycota, Pucciniomycetes, Pucciniales, Melampsoraceae. Gene Ontology annotation, molecular function: hydrolase activity, hydrolyzing O-glycosyl compounds. Bases 1 to 1473 code for a protein of 490 amino acids. The record is from RefSeq and is a predicted model, not a curated record. Gene Ontology annotation, biological process: carbohydrate metabolic process. The transcript has 3 exons.